Colletotrichum graminicola M1.001 is the source of this 2466-nucleotide messenger RNA. RefSeq lists its product as uncharacterized. Gene Ontology annotation, cellular component: cytoplasm. The transcript has 3 exons. Gene Ontology annotation, biological process: nuclear-transcribed mRNA catabolic process, deadenylation-dependent decay. The record is from RefSeq and is a predicted model, not a curated record. The coding region runs from base 1 to 2466 and encodes 821 amino acids. NCBI's taxonomy places the organism in Eukaryota, Fungi, Ascomycota, Sordariomycetes, Glomerellales, Glomerellaceae. Gene Ontology annotation, molecular function: mRNA 3'-UTR binding.
AUGACCAACGGCCAGAACGAGAAGCAAGCCCCGGCCGUCGCCCCCGGCGGCUUCACCGGCUCCAACCUGUACUCGCAGAACAUCUGGAACCCCACGUAUGGCGGCGCCGCCAAGAGAGACACAAGAGGACCCGAAGACGCCUUCCCCGGACAACCGUCCGGGUCUAGCGCCCUCAGAGAGAACUCGGAGGCCGAGACCUGGAGCCACAGCCCGUGGAACCAGGACGCCCAGACCCGGACGGCCUCCGGCAGCGCCUCGCCCAACCGCACACGCGACAGCCUGCACGGUGCCACGUCCUUCUUCGAGAACAAUGCCGUCGGUCAGGGACGGGGCCUCAUCAAUGGCCGCCCAAAGUCCUACCUCGAGGAGGAUAAGGAGAACGCCGGCUUCGGCCCCAGCUACAACAGCCCCUUCGACGGCUCCUACACCCGGCAGGAGAAGCGCGGCUCCAAGGACAACGCCUACCUCGGCCUCGGCGUCGUUGGCGCUCCCUCGAGAGACGACAGCAUUCCCCCCUCGCGUCAGUCGGACGAUUCGCACCACUCGCCCCCAGCAUUCCGGGACACCUUCGGUGGCUACGGCCACACGCCUAGCAACUCGAUUUCCCGCCCGGCCAUCCCCGGCCACUCUUCCUCCUUCCCCACGCAGACGGCCAACAAUCGCGCCUUCAUGGCCAACGGCAGGCAGAUGGACGACGCCGACCUGGCCUCGCAGUUCAAGAAGACUCUCACCCUCGACGAGGCCCAGAGCCUCGCUGCCGCUAGCGCGCAGAACUUCCAAUUCAACCCCGUGUCCCAACCCUGGAGGGCAGACGUCACCACAACCGACGCCUACGCCGAUGCCAUGGCCCAGUACCUCCCGCACAAGCGCGGCCCCGUCGCCGCCACCACCUCCUCCAGCCAGUACCGGGUCGUCACCAGCCCGAAGAACUAUGCGCCCCAGCUCUCCGACCCCUGGGCCCAGAGGCAGCCGUCUCGCGACCUGAGAAUGGUCCCGGACAGUGACCGGCGGACGCCCGUCCCGGCCUUCAUUCAGGCCCAGGCCCCGGCCUUCUACCCCGGCCCCUACUAUAGCCCCAACUACGCCGGGCAAUACCCUCCUCAGAUGUUCGACCCCUAUGGCAGGCCCUCGCUGCCCCUGCCCGGCUACGGCCUGCACAUGGCGCCCUACUCCAUCCCCGGCGUCAUGCCCGUCCGUCCGGCCAAGGACCAGGACCCCGGCAAGGGCGUCCGGAGCCUGCUCCUGGAGGAAUUCAGGUCCAGCUCCAAGUCGAACAAGCGAUACGAGCUCAAGGACAUUUACGGCCACGUCGUCGAGUUCAGCGGUGACCAGCACGGCUCGAGGUUCAUCCAGCAGAAGCUUGAGACGGCCAAUAGCGACGAGAAGGAUCAGGUCUUCCGCGAGAUCGAGCCCAACGCCAUCCAGCUGAUGAAGGACGUCUUCGGCAAUUACGUCAUCCAGAAGUUCUUUGAGCACGGCAACCAGGUCCAGAAGAAGGUGCUGGCUUCGCAGAUGAAGGGCAAGGUCGUCGACCUAUCGAUGCAGAUGUACGCCUGCAGGGUCGUGCAGAAGGCCCUCGAACACGUCCUCGUCGAGCAGCAGGCAGAGCUCGUCAAGGAGCUGGAGCCCGAGAUUCUUAAGGUUGUAAAGGACCAGAACGGCAACCACGUCGUGCAGAAGAUCAUCGAGCUCGUCCCCCGCCAGUACAUUGACUUCGUUAUGGACUCGUUCCGCGGCCAGGUCAGCCAGCUGGCGGCGCACAUGUACGCCUGCCGCGUUAUCCAGCGCAUGCUUGAGUACGGCACGGACCAGGACAAGGAGACCAUCCUGGCCGAGCUGCAUAACUCGACGCAGGUCCUCAUCACUGACCAGUACGGUAACUAUGUUGUGCAGCACAUCAUCGAGCACGGCAAGUCCGAGGACCGGUCGAGGAUCAUCCAGCUCGUCAUCGCGCAGCUCGUCACCAUGUCCAAGCACAAGUUCGCGUCCAACGUCGUCGAGAAGUGCAUUCAGUACGGCUCCGCCGAGGAGCGCAAGGGCAUCCGCGAGCAGAUCAUCUCCCAGAGCGCCGACGGCACCAGCUCGCUCCAGCUGAUGAUGAAGGACCAGUACGGCAACUACGUUAUCCAGAAGCUGCUGAACCAGCUCGACGGACCUGAGCGCGAGGCCUUUGUCGAGGAGAUGCGACCCCAGUUCAACACACUGCGUAAGACCAGCACCAGCCGCCAGCUGGCGGCCAUCGACAGGCUCAUCUACGCGACGCAGACGCAGCCCCCGGCCAAGACUGGCGGGUCCCAGGCCGACUCGACGGCUGCGACCCCGGUCCUGACCAUGGAGCCCAACAGCCCGCAGAGCAGCAGUCCCCCAAGCACCAGCGCCAGCGCCGUCGGCGAGGUGGCAGAGGACGACAGCAAGGUCGGCGCUCCGGGUGGCGUCAGCCUCAAGGUGGAGGUGGACGAGGCCUGA